AUGUGACGCGGAGGUUGCUAGGCCCGAUCAUGUGAUGGUGUAAAUAGGGAGGCCGCGGCCUGUGCUCCUCCUGUUCCCACCAUGGGCUGUUGUUAUAGCAGCGAGGGCGACAGCAGCGAACAGGAUCGUGAGGAAGGAAAACCGCUCCUUAUCCCUGUAGCCAACGCUGCCAGCAAAUCAUCGGGUGGCACUGACCCCGACUACCGCAGUAUUCCUUCCCGCUUCCCAGAUGAACAAGCUCUCCUUAACACUAUUCUCAGCAAAACAGCUCAUAAUAUCAUCGAUGUGUCGGCAGCAGAUUCCCAGGGAAUGGAGCAGCAUGAGUACAUGGAUCGUGCACGACAGUACAGCACAAGGUUAGCGAUGAUCAGUGGAUCGACACAGUGUAAGCGAGUCACCUCCCUGCCAACGUUGACCAGUCAACCACACCAGGUUUUGGCCAGUGAGCCCGUACCUCCUUCAGACAUUCAGCAGAUCUCUAAAAUCGCUGCUUACGCAUCAAGUGCUCUUUCCCAGAUCAAAGUGGAUGCCAAGGAAGAACUUGUGGUGCAGUUCGCAAUCCCCUGAUAUCUGGACCUGCACCAGAUCUGGUUCUGUGAAGACUUUAACAUUGGGACUAACUAUUCUCAGACAGCCCUAGAGACACCUUCGAUGCCAGUGGGCAUCUGCACCCGUAAAUCACGCCUAGUUUUUUUUAAUGAAGCUCCUUAUGCUGUAAAUUUAGCUGAUUUGAUUUUUCAAGAUUGUGGGUUUUUUUUGAGUAAAAGCUUUAGGUGAUUUAUGACAUGGAGAAUUUGAGAAACACCGUUUACCUUCUUUUAUCCACAUUCUUUUUAAUUUGAUUUCUGCUACUCACUGACAGACUGUGUAUAAUUUUUCACCCUGAGGGAUAGUGGGCAUUUCAUUUACUAAAUAUUGCACCCACCAUUAACCUUUGUUCCCUGAAAUACGUCCUUCUGUCAUGAGAUGUUCUUUGGCCUAUUUUCCUGUUGAAGUAAUAUUUUUAAUUUCUAAUAAUGGCUAUUUCUGGGGGAGAAAAAACAGCGAACUGUUGGUCAUGAAUAUGUUUGGAGUUGAUUUUCUUUUUAUACGUUUGACCUGGAGUGAGAAUGGGUUCAGAGCAUGUGUUGUGCUCAGGUAGUUGAGGCAUAUGUUGCGAUGUGCUAGUGCAGGGGCUUAGCUGUGACUUGACUUGUUGCCACCACUCGUGCUCCUUAUUUACUUAAAAGAAAACAUUUCUUGAGUUCAUUGUGGUUUGGGGGCAGAUUUGAACAAUUUAGUCGUCUGUUCGUGUUCUUAUCUCCCAUAUUGCCCCAAUUGAGUUUUGUCUGAGUUUAUUUCAGCUUAGCCAUGGGAUUAGGGAUCAAUGUUGGAAUGAGAUCUCUUCUCCCCACCGUGCUAACUGAGGGGGCAGGCGAUUGGAGCGAGAUGAUGUUGGUUCGUGGGCAGGGUUUUCCACAAGGAACAUCUGUUAAGUUAUCACCACUAAAACCACCUCUCGGCUAUGCAGGCAACAACUAAAUGGAUUUGGUGGAAAGCUAUCAGAAGCUGAACUGGGGGGUAAUUUUGAGGGUGGUUGACAUUAACGCACUUGCUCACUGUCUAUCCUCGCUGAAGUCCUGAUGGCAGUUAUAAACUUGCAUCCACUGACUCACCAGCUUGCCCCAUUCACACUAAUUAGCUGUGAAUCUAAACCAGCUUCUUGGAAUCUCAUAAAAAUGAAUGAAAGAUGUAUUUUCGGGGCUUAUAGGUUUAAAAUAUCCUGUUGAGGUGAUUGUGUUUAAAUCCUCCAUAAAACAGUACACAUUUGGCAGGCUGAUGGCCUACAGAUGUGAGUCUACCCUUUUUCUCCCCUGGGAAUUCUAUUGAAAAUAAUUAUUUUAACUAAUUUUAAUUUAGUUUUGAAGAUUUUUUCAUAGAUCCAGAAAUCAGGCUUUAACUAUUUGCUGUCUGUGGUUUCUGGGAGAGAAUCCACUAUUCUUGAAGGUAUUUUAAUUUACUGGAUCCGUUGCUACCUGAAUUACUUUAAUUCUUUAUUGCAAUUCAAGCUUCAGAAAUUGUGGCAAAGAAUAGAGAAUUGUUACUGCUCGUCCCCAAAUCCCAUUUUGUUUCCCUUUGCCUUUAUAAUCAGGUUUAAAUUAGAUUUGUACCAGUAUCUGCUUGUUGGUCUUAUGCCCCAUUUACUCAUCACAUCCCUCUUUUCUCACAUACCCUACUACUAUUACUGCCAGUCAUGCUUAUUUUCAAUGUUCUUUUCCAAUUGAUUUCCACGAAUUAGCUAAAAUCCAGGCAUUUUAAUUUAUGGUUUUGACCCAGGAUCCAUGUUGUAAACAGCUUGUGGCACAACUUCUCUCGGGCGGGGGGGGGGGGGCGGUGUUAGUUUGUUUCCUUGCACUGUUACUGUUACUGGAUGCUGAGGAUGGGAGGGCACGUGAAAUUCAGCUGUUCAGUAGGCACUUUUUUUUUUAAAAAAACUUCAUUCACAUACUGAGAUGUUCAGUUCAACCUGGCCUCUACUUCAGUCACUUCCUGAGGGAUAGGACACUUUGGGCUCAAUUGGGUUAAGAAUUUGAAUUCAAACCAGAUUCAGGUGACAGCCCUAACUUGAAGAUUCUUCUACCCCACCUCUUCACUUCACCUCUUUUCCCAGUCAUUUUCAGCUGUUUAAUGUUUUGGGCUAUUACUUUCUUACUUCCCACAAUAUCCUCCCUCUCUGAGGAAUUCAUUCACACUUCAACUGACCUCCAUAGCGGGUCUGGUCUGGUCUGCAUCGUGUUUUAGGCAAAAAAUACUUUAUAAACUGGAACUUUAAGACUUUUUUUCCUCUGCCUGCAGUGCAAAUAUUGUCUAUGUAGAAUUCAGCAGCUCAUGCAGUAAAAUCUACGUGUCUCCUAUUGAUUUCAUGUUGGAAUGAUGUGAUUUUUUUAAAAAUGGGAAUAAAAUCAGAUUUGACCUUGUGCUUAAACCCUAGUGAAACCUUUCUGCAGUCACCUUGUCUUGCCCUCCUUUUCGUGAAACGACCAUUAGAUUUCUUCAAAGCCAGCUUCAGAUAUCAUAUCAGCAACUGAAUCUGUGCUGAGUUAUCUGAUCAUGGCUGCUUAUGGGAGACUUUUUUUGUUUGCUGUUGACCCUGGAAUUUAGAUGAUCAUACACCAGGAGGUUUCCUGUUUUCUCUGUGGUGAUGACAUGGGCUGACUUUGGGCUUGGGAUUCAUGUGUCGUGUAUUUUAUUGCUGCAUAACCUGAUGAUUCCUGCUUUGUCCACUAAGCAGCCAAUUCAGUGAGGUACCAGAGCCUGUGGAACAUUGCUUGCCUACCUUCCUUUCUAGGUCAAUUUGCUGGAGGAAUGGAGGGAGAGGAGGAGCAGAGAGCAGCAAUUGUUGCCACAGCAUCUAUUUAACAAAUGGAAAUAUGAGUUUGUGCCUGGUAUGUUGAGAAAAAUGUGCUGAAUUCAACCUGUUUGAAUUGAUCUGAAAUAAACUUUCCAAGUAUGUCA
Messenger RNA from Chiloscyllium plagiosum (whitespotted bambooshark), 3495 nucleotides. It is a transcript of the gene lamtor1, whose product is annotated as late endosomal/lysosomal adaptor, MAPK and MTOR activator 1. Gene Ontology annotation, biological process: regulation of receptor recycling; lysosome organization; positive regulation of TOR signaling. The record is from RefSeq and is a predicted model, not a curated record. Lineage: Eukaryota; Metazoa; Chordata; Chondrichthyes; Orectolobiformes; Hemiscylliidae. Gene Ontology annotation, molecular function: guanyl-nucleotide exchange factor activity; molecular adaptor activity. Gene Ontology annotation, cellular component: late endosome membrane; Ragulator complex; membrane raft.